Arachis duranensis is the source of this 1278-nucleotide messenger RNA. RefSeq lists its product as uncharacterized. The coding region runs from base 1 to 1278 and encodes 425 amino acids. Lineage: Eukaryota; Viridiplantae; Streptophyta; Magnoliopsida; Fabales; Fabaceae. The transcript has 4 exons. The record is from RefSeq and is a predicted model, not a curated record.
AUGGCGAGUCUCUUUAUGAGGCUUGGGAGAGGUACAAGGCUACGAUCAGAAAAUGCUCUUCGGACAUGUUCUCAGAUUGGGGGCAGUUGCAGAUUCUUUUAUGAUGGAAUCACUCCAGCUUCAAGAAUUUUAUUGGAUAACUCUGUAGGAGAAUCUCUGCACAUGAAGAAGACUACUGAAGAGGCCUUAGAGUUGAUUGAGAUGAACAAGACCAUGUCUCAGAAUAUCAAUGUCAUCACUCAACACUUGGGAGGUAUGCAAGUUUCAAUUGUGAAUACCCAAGAUGCUUCAUAUGACAUGAGUGGUGGGGAAACUAAAGCCUCCAUCAGGAACUUGGAAGUCCAAAUGGGUCAAUUAGCCAAACAAGUUGCUGAGGUUGCUAAGAAGUCUACCAACAGCUUCUCUAGUAAUACAGUUCCAAAUCCAAGGGAAGAGUGCAAAGCUAUCCACCUGAGAAGUGGUAAGGCGGUAGGUAGAGAAGCCCAGGGUAGUGAGGAACAAGUUGAAGAAGCUCUGGAAAAAGCCAAAGACACUGAAGAGCAUGCCCCUACAAGCUCCUCCUCGAACCCAAAUAAAGCCAAGGAAGAGCAACCCAAGAGGCUUCAAAAGGCAACCAAGGACAAGCAAUUUUCAAAGUUCUUGGAAGUCUUCAGGAAGUUGCAAAUUAAUAUUCUUUUUGUUGAGGCUCUAGAGCAAAUACCUCUAUAUGCUAAAUUCAUGAAGGAACUGUUAACAAAGAAGAGGGAUUUGAAGGAAAAUAAAAUAGUGGUUCUUACCAAGGAAUGCAGUACUAUAAUUCAGAAAAAUCUCCCACAGAAGAUGAAGGAUCCGGGGAGCUUUUUAAUUUCUUACACCAUUGGUGAAGUCACUAUUCAGAGAGCUCUGUGCGAUCUUGGAGCCAGCAUCAACUUAAUGUCACUUUCUUUAAUGAGAAAGCUCCAAAUUGAUGAGGUAAAACCCACUAGGAUUUCUCUACAACUUGCUGACCAUUCAAUUAAAUUUUCACUUGGAGUUGUUGAGAAUUUGCUAGCAAAGGUAAAAACCUUUAUAUUUCCCGCUGAUUUUGUAAUCUUGGAUAUGGAGGAAGAUGUUAAUGCUUCUAUUAUUUUGGAAAGACCUUUUCUGGCUAUUAGGAGAGCCCUGAUUGAUAUGCAAAAGUGCGAGUUAACUCUGAGAGUCAAUAAUGAACAGAUUAUUCUUAAUGUGUUUGAGGCCUUACAACAUCUUAGUGACUCUGAGGAUUGCAUGAAAACUGAUUUGAUUGAGCCAUUGAUUUAA